Linum tenue is the source of this 516-nucleotide messenger RNA. The record is from the annotation of a GenBank genome assembly. Lineage: Eukaryota; Viridiplantae; Streptophyta; Magnoliopsida; Malpighiales; Linaceae.
AUGGAUCAGGAGGAGCCGAAGAUAACCGUGAAAGUGAAGAACCAGGCCGGGAGCUCUAUGCUGUUCAGAAUCAAUCCAGCUGCCCAGUUGCGUAAAUUGAUGCUAUCGUACUGCGAUUGGAACGAGCUCGUCGUAGAUGAUGUCCGUUUCUCGUGCAAUGGCCGCGAUUUGCACCGUGAUGACACCCCUAAGUUGGUGAAGAUGGAGGAAGGUGAUGUCAUAGAUGCAGUCCCAAUAAUGGAUCAGGAGGGGCCGAAGAAGAUCAGCGUCUUUGUGAGGGGCUCGCGUAACGAGACCACCAUGUACAGAAUCAAUCCAGCUGCCCCGUUGGGGAAGCUGAUGCAAGCAUACAGUGAUUCGAUCGGGCUGCCAGUCGACGAUGUUCGUUUCAUUUACGGGGGUCGCCAAUUGCAACGUGAUGCUACCCCUCAGCAGGAUACCAUGCCGCAAGGCGAUCGGGGGCCCGGAGAUGACGACGAGGGUGGAGUCGGAUCCCAAGCAUGGGAGAGUAACUAA